Molecule: messenger RNA, 1965 nt
Organism: Rattus norvegicus (Norway rat)
Lineage: Eukaryota; Metazoa; Chordata; Mammalia; Rodentia; Muridae
Gene: Gad2
Product: glutamate decarboxylase 2
Exons: 16
Coding region: 74-1831 (585 amino acids)
Cellular component (GO): cytosol; presynaptic membrane; Golgi membrane
Molecular function (GO): pyridoxal phosphate binding; glutamate decarboxylase activity; carboxy-lyase activity
Source: RefSeq, marked provisional
GCGUGCAGGGUCGAGCCGAAGGCAGCUUGCCCGCAGCCACUCGGAGGCGACCAGCGCCAGACUAGCAGAACCCAUGGCAUCUCCGGGCUCUGGCUUUUGGUCCUUCGGAUCUGAAGAUGGCUCUGGGGAUCCUGAGAACCCGGGAACAGCGAGAGCCUGGUGCCAGGUGGCCCAAAAGUUCACGGGCGGCAUCGGAAACAAGCUAUGCGCUCUGCUCUACGGAGACUCUGAGAAGCCAGCAGAGAGCGGCGGGAGCGUGACCUCGCGGGCCGCCACUCGGAAGGUCGCCUGCACCUGUGACCAAAAACCCUGCAGCUGCCCCAAAGGAGAUGUCAAUUAUGCACUUCUCCACGCAACAGACCUGCUGCCAGCCUGUGAAGGAGAAAGGCCCACUCUCGCAUUUCUGCAAGAUGUAAUGAACAUUUUGCUUCAGUACGUGGUGAAAAGUUUUGAUAGAUCAACUAAAGUGAUUGAUUUCCAUUACCCCAAUGAGCUUCUUCAAGAGUAUAAUUGGGAAUUGGCAGACCAACCGCAAAAUCUGGAGGAAAUUUUGACGCACUGCCAAACAACUCUAAAAUAUGCGAUUAAAACAGGGCAUCCCCGAUAUUUUAAUCAGCUGUCUACCGGAUUGGAUAUGGUUGGAUUAGCAGCAGAUUGGUUGACAUCAACAGCAAACACGAACAUGUUUACCUAUGAGAUCGCCCCUGUAUUUGUACUACUGGAAUAUGUGACACUAAAGAAAAUGAGGGAAAUCAUUGGCUGGCCAGGAGGCUCUGGCGAUGGAAUCUUUUCUCCUGGUGGUGCCAUCUCCAACAUGUACGCCAUGCUCAUUGCCCGCUAUAAGAUGUUUCCAGAAGUCAAGGAAAAGGGGAUGGCGGCGGUGCCCAGGCUCAUCGCAUUCACGUCAGAGCAUAGUCACUUUUCUCUCAAGAAGGGAGCUGCAGCCUUGGGGAUCGGAACAGACAGCGUGAUUCUGAUUAAAUGUGAUGAGAGAGGGAAAAUGAUCCCAUCUGACCUUGAAAGAAGAAUCCUUGAAGUCAAACAGAAAGGAUUUGUUCCUUUCCUGGUGAGUGCCACAGCUGGAACCACUGUGUACGGGGCUUUUGAUCCUCUCUUGGCUGUAGCUGACAUCUGCAAAAAAUAUAAGAUCUGGAUGCAUGUGGAUGCUGCUUGGGGUGGAGGGUUACUGAUGUCUCGGAAACACAAGUGGAAGCUGAACGGUGUGGAGAGGGCCAACUCUGUGACAUGGAAUCCCCACAAGAUGAUGGGUGUCCCCUUGCAAUGUUCGGCUCUCCUGGUCAGAGAGGAGGGACUGAUGCAGAGCUGCAACCAGAUGCAUGCUUCCUACCUCUUUCAGCAAGAUAAGCACUAUGACCUGUCCUAUGACACGGGAGACAAGGCCUUGCAGUGUGGACGCCACGUCGAUGUCUUUAAAUUAUGGCUCAUGUGGAGAGCAAAGGGGACUACUGGAUUUGAAGCUCACAUUGAUAAGUGUUUGGAGCUGGCAGAGUAUUUAUACAAUAUCAUUAAAAACCGAGAAGGAUAUGAAAUGGUGUUCGAUGGGAAGCCUCAGCACACAAAUGUCUGCUUCUGGUUUGUACCUCCUAGUUUGCGAGUUCUGGAAGACAAUGAAGAGAGAAUGAGCCGCCUCUCAAAGGUGGCGCCAGUGAUUAAAGCCAGAAUGAUGGAGUAUGGGACCACAAUGGUCAGCUACCAACCCUUAGGAGAUAAGGUCAACUUCUUCCGCAUGGUCAUCUCAAACCCUGCAGCAACUCACCAAGACAUUGACUUCCUCAUUGAAGAAAUCGAACGCCUGGGACAAGAUUUGUAAUCACUUUGCUCACCAAACUUUCAGUUCUCUAGGUAGACAGCUAAGUUGUCACAAACUGUGUAAAUGUAUUUGUAGUUUGUUCCAGAGUAAUUCUAUUUCUAUAUCGUGGUGUCACAGUAGAGUCCAGUUUAAAA